CUGUCUAGCGAAGGGGACUCGUCUAAACCGGCCAAUGAGUCCACGGGUGAUGCUACCUCCCAACCCUCGGAGACCAAUGUGCGCCGACCGGUGAUCAUUCAUCGCGCCAUCUUGGGCUCAGUGGAACGAAUUAUGGCAAUCCUUACAGAGUCCUAUGGUGGAAAAUGGCCGUUCUGGCUCAGCCCACGCCAAGCUCUGGUUGUUCCUGUGGCAUCUAUAUACGAUGAAUACGCAACACAGGUUCGAGACAAGCUUCACGAAGCUGGUUUCAUGGUCUCUGUGGAUACCGACCCCGGUCGCACACUGAACAAGAAAAUUCGCACCGGUCAGCUUUCUCAAUACAACUUCAUACUGGUGGUUGGUGAGAAAGAAGCGACCAGUGGCACAGUGAAUGUUCGCACUCGAGACAAUAAAGUUCACGGAGAGCAUCCGGUUGAACACGUGAUCGAACGUUUUCGAGCACUGGCUACCUCCAAAACACGCGAGGCGGAACUGGAGUAUUGA
This is a messenger RNA of Echinostoma caproni, 504 nucleotides long. The record is from the annotation of a GenBank genome assembly. NCBI's taxonomy places the organism in Eukaryota, Metazoa, Platyhelminthes, Trematoda, Plagiorchiida, Echinostomatidae.